CUCCGCUCCCAGCUCGACUUUGCUGAGCCGUGAACCCUGAACCCCCGCUCCGGUCGCUACCGGUCCGGUGUGCCGGUUCUGGUCUUGGUCUCGGUCCCGGGCUCAUGAACGGCGGCAUGGCCGCGUCCUCCAACCGGAUCACGCUGGGCCCGCUGGUGGCCGCCAUCGACCAGGGGACCAGCUCCACACGGUUCCUGGUGUUCAACUCCAAGACGGCGGAGCUGCUGAGCCACCACCAGGUGGAGAUCAGACAGAGCUUCCCUAAGGAGGGGUGGGUGGAGGAGGACCCCCGGGAGAUCCUGCAGUCGGUGUACGAGUGUAUGGAGCGGACCUGCGAGAAGCUGACCCAGCUCAACAUCGACAUCUCCAACAUCAAAGCUAUCGGAGUGACCAAUCAGAGGGAGACCACGCUGGUGUGGGACAGGCGGACCGGCGAGCCGCUCUACAACGCCAUCGUGUGGCUGGACCUGAGGACUCAGUCCACCGUGGAGCGGCUCAUCAGCAAGACUCCGGGGAGGAACAAGAACCACCUCAAGCAUAAGACGGGCCUCCCCAUCAGCACCUACUUCAGUGCGGUGAAGCUCCGUUGGCUGCUGGACAACGUCCCCGAGGUCCGGGAGGCCGUGGAAUCGAACCGGGCUCUGUUUGGAACCGUGGACUCCUGGCUCAUCUGGUGUCUGACCGGCGGGGCGUGCGGUGGCGUCCACUGCACCGACGUGACCAACGCCAGCAGGACCAUGCUGUUCAACAUCCACACCCUGAACUGGGACCCCGAGCUCUGCAGGUACUUCGGCGUUCCCAUGGAGAUCCUGCCUCGAGUGAGGAGCUCUUCAGAGAUCUACGGCCUCAUGAAAAUCAGUUCUAGUCUGAAAUCCGGGGCUCUGUCCGGGAUCCCCAUCUCCUGAUGUCUGGGAGACCAGUCUGCGGCGCUGGUGGGACAGAUGUGCUUCCAGGACGGGCAGGCCAAGAACACGUACGGAACCGGCUGUUUCCUCCUCAGGAACACCGGAUCCAAGCCGGUGAUGUCGGACCACGGCCUCCUCACCACGGUGGCCUACAAGCUGGGCCGGGACAAGCCGGCCUGCUACGCUCUGGAGGGCUCGGUGGCCAUCGCCGGAGCCGUGGUGCGCUGGCUGCAGGACAACCUGGGAAUCAUCGGCUCCUCCGAAGAACUCGAGCAGUGUGCCGCCUCUGUCGGAACCUCGUACGGCUGUUACUUCGUCCCGGCGUUCUCCGGCCUCUACGCUCCGUACUGGGAACCCAGCGCCAGAGGGAUAAUCUGCGGCCUGACCCAGUUCACCAACAAGAACCACGUGGCGUUCGCCGCCCUGGAGGCCGUGUGCUUCCAGACCCGAGAGAUCCUGGACGCCAUGAACCAGGACAGUGGCAUCCCGCUGAGCCAGCUGCAGGUGGACGGCGGCAUGACGUCCAACCGGCUGCUGAUGCAGCUGCAGGCCGACAUCCUCUGCAUCCCCGUCGUGAAGCCCUCCAUGCCGGAGACCACGGCUCUGGGCGCCGCCAUGGCAGCAGGAGCGGCGGAGGGCGUCUCCGUCUGGAGCCUCCGGUCUGAGGACCUGAAUGAAGCCACCUGCGACAAGUUUGAGCCCCAGAUCAACCCUGAGGAGAGCGAGCUCCGGUACGCCCGCUGGAAGAAAGCCGUCCAGAAGUCCAUGAACUGGGAGACGACGGAACCGCUGAGCAACGGGAACGGAGAAGCCAGCAUCUUCAGCAGCGUUCCUCUGGGCUUCUACAUCAUGGGCAGCAUGCUGAUGCUCAUCGGGGCCAAGUUCCUCCAGCCCUCCUGAGCGAUGACAUCACUUCCUGGUUCCUGACCAAUGGAACGUUCUCCAGAGAGCCUCUGAACGGACUUAUGAUUUGUGCAUGAAUUGUUCUUUUUUUUUUUUUUUUUUUUUUAACUUUCUGGGUUUGUUUGUGUGGAGAAACUCACGUCUGGUUUCAUGAAUAUUCAUUUUCUAAUUUGCAUAUUUUGGACACAAAUCAUUUCCUACAUUUAUAUUUAUUUGUCAAUAAGUGUUUGCCAAAGUUUACAGUAAUAUUCACUGGCCCCUAAUAAUAUUUAACUGACUAAAAUUAAAUUUUUAGUGGUGACAAAUCAAUAUUCACUGACUUCUAAUUCAUAUUUAGUGACCAAUAUUUACCAUGUAUGGACCUGAAAUAUAUAUGUAAUGGACAC
Salarias fasciatus (jewelled blenny) is the source of this 2194-nucleotide messenger RNA. RefSeq names its product glycerol kinase-like. The transcript has 20 exons. Gene Ontology annotation, cellular component: mitochondrion. Lineage: Eukaryota; Metazoa; Chordata; Actinopteri; Blenniiformes; Blenniidae. Gene Ontology annotation, molecular function: glycerol kinase activity. Gene Ontology annotation, biological process: phosphorylation; glycerol-3-phosphate biosynthetic process; triglyceride metabolic process. The record is from RefSeq and is a predicted model, not a curated record.